UCAACUCAACUUCAAUUUCAACUCCACGAGGCUGAAUGCUUGAUAGAACAGCCUCACUGCCUUCAGAUUGGCCUCGUGGAUUGUUCAUUGGCGGUGUGAUGCGGUUUUCUGCAGACGCAUCCUUAUUCAAUGGAGCAGUCUGCAGUCUGCCACCAUGAAAGAUGAGACUCUACCUGAUCCGUCACGCUGAGAGCGAACACAAUGUGGCCCAAGUCUACGCGGGCGUCACGGACUCGGCAUUGACGAACCAUGGGAUGCUUCAAGUUGAGAAGCUAGCGGGAUACCUUAGCCAGCAGGGUGUGCGUUUCACUCGCGUCUUCUGCUCUCCCUUGCAACGCGCUCGGGCUACAGCUGAUGCAUUGAAAAGCACUCAUGGCGAUACGAUGGGAAAACCGUUCGUCGUUCCCUGUCUUCGUGAGAAGGACUAUGGGUCGCUCGAAGGCAAGUCGUGGGUGUCCCCCAACGUCAAUGUCAAGGAGAAGCGUGACAGCUUUACCCCUGCAGAGACUUUCGAUGAAUUAUCCUCAAGAGCAAAGGAGUUUGUUAAGGACUUCUUGUUGCCUCUUCUACGUGAUGGCAGCGACAACCAUACAGUCGCUGUCGUGUCUCACGGAGUCAUACUGUCUGUCAUCUGGCGAACACUGAAACAAAUGCGUGUCCCACCAUGCUCGUCUUCUAGCUCUCAUGGUAUCCCGGGAGACCCUUUGGUUAUGUGGUCAAACACAGGUUACCUGGAACUCGAUCUUAGCAUGGCAAUGGCCACUGACCAGAACCAGACGGCCUUAUCCAACCUGGAAAUUUCCGUGUUGGCCAUUAACAGUCGUCAGCAUCUAACUAACUUGAAGCGCACUCGGGGCAUCGGCAACUCCAAACACGACCCAAAACAACAAAAGCUGGGAUCUUUUUUUCACCGUCGACAAUGAACGAUGAAUUUCCCAAAAAAGUUUCAGGGGUUAUGCUAAGAGCUUGAAUGUUUCUUGCACCAAUACGCAGUACAUGUAUUUUAUUUAUUAGUGCAAGUAGCAAGCAGAUUAACUACUUCUGAAUUAUAUGACGUCAUGAUAAAUG
Trichophyton rubrum CBS 118892 is the source of this 1068-nucleotide messenger RNA. RefSeq lists its product as uncharacterized. Gene Ontology annotation, cellular component: cytosol. Gene Ontology annotation, biological process: positive regulation of DNA repair; negative regulation of glycolytic process; negative regulation of programmed cell death. The record is from RefSeq and is a predicted model, not a curated record. NCBI's taxonomy places the organism in Eukaryota, Fungi, Ascomycota, Eurotiomycetes, Onygenales, Arthrodermataceae. Bases 162 to 923 code for a protein of 253 amino acids. The transcript is spliced from 3 exons. Gene Ontology annotation, molecular function: fructose-2,6-bisphosphate 2-phosphatase activity.